Ostreococcus tauri is the source of this 1769-nucleotide messenger RNA. Its product is annotated as Peptidase M50. Lineage: Eukaryota; Viridiplantae; Chlorophyta; Mamiellophyceae; Mamiellales; Bathycoccaceae. The record is from RefSeq and is a predicted model, not a curated record. Gene Ontology annotation, biological process: proteolysis. The annotation marks the transcript as partial. The transcript has a single exon.
GUGAGACGGGGCGAGAGGCGGCGCGCGCGGAGGCGCGCGCGGAGGCGCGAGAGGCGGAGGCGGAGUUCUUCAAAAACGUCGUCGAGACGCCGAGGGCGACGCCGUUGCCCAAGGUGGACAUGAAGACGACGCUGAGUGAUCUCGAUGCCUUGCUCGGGAUCGAUACCGAGGCGGAGGCGAAGAAGAAGGCUGAGGAAGAGGAUGCGUUUCGAGCGACGCCGCGGUCGCCGUCGACGGAUGAGCGAGAGGCGCCCGCGGAGGAUUUCGCGAGCGGUGGGGUGUCCAUCUCGCCGCAGGCGCUGGAGGCGCUGAAGAACGCGGAGGAGUCUCGAACGGGGAUGAACAAGGGCAAAGGGGAUGAGUUGGAGAAGGUUUUGAACGACCUCAGCGCCAGGGCGAGCAAGAACAAGGAGGCGGGGAAGAGCAUGGAGGAAGACGCCGAGCUUCAGGCCUCGAUGAAGAAGCUCGUCGAGAUCUUAGAGAGUCCGGAGGAAGAGUCUGUCCCGCCGCAAGAUGUUGAACGAAUCAAGAAGGAAAUUUUUGGCAUGCAAACGUUUUACGUAACCGCGGUGGAAAAUUUGGGCGCCGAGAUGAACGGCGCCGGUGUGCUUUUCAAGGGUAAUCUGCGAGCCGAGCGCGCCGAGGUAUGGAAGACGGUACAGACGUCCAUAGAGGCCAUGUUCGACGGCCAAUACACCGCGUUUAUGCUCGAGGAACCGUUGGGUGAGGAGGGCCCAAGCGGCGACGCCGCAAUCGACAGCAAAUACGGACCGCGAGUGAGCUUCCUCGUCGUUCCGAGCGAUCGCGCCGGACCGUCGCCGCAAACGACGGGAUGGCAGUAUCUUCUUGCCCUCGUACUGAUGGGUCUCACCGUGGGCUCGGCCGUCCAGCUCGGACUCGUCGCCGAGGUGUCCCGCCUGCCACCGGAGACGAUGACGUGGUUGCGCCAAGCUGGUGAGGUUGAACUCCCCGAGGGCGUGUUACCGCCGGGUUUGGAGAACUUCGACUCCGUGGCUUACGUUGAAGCGGCACUUCCAGUGAGCAUAGGCGUCAUGGCCGCGAGCGUCGGUCACGAAAUCGGUCACCAGAUUGCCGCCUCUAUGCGCAAGAUAAAACUCGGCAUUCCAUUUUUGAUUCCGAACUCUCAGCUUGGCACGUUCGGUACGCUGACGCAGAUCAAGAGCACACCAGAGACUCGAUCGGAUCUGUUCGACGUCGCCGCGGCGGGUCCCGUCGCCGGAUCCAUGGUGGCGCUAAACCUCUUUGUUUACGGUUUAACACUCUCGAUGGGCGGCGAUAAUCCGGAUUUGAUCCCGAUCCCGGAGACGUUGUUCAACACGAGCCUCCUCCUCGGUAGCAUCUCGCAGCUCUUCCUGCAUGCGGGGGCGAAAGGAGUCUUGGUUCAUCCGUAUUUCAUCGCGGGCUGGUGCGCACUGACGACACAGGCGCUUAAUCUUCUUCCCGUCGGCUCCAUCGACGGCGGGCGCAUGGCGCAAACCGCCUUUGGCCGUCGCGUCCUGGGCGCCACCUCCCUGGGCACGUACAUAUCAUUAAGCUUCGGCGUGAUCGCGAGCUCUUUGGCCCUUCCUUGGGCCAUCUACAUCGUGCUCACGCAACGAACGCCCGAAUUCGCGCCCAAGGAUGACGUCACGCCGGUGAAUGAUUUCCGCGCCACGUUGGCCUUCGCCAUGAUUGCCUGCGCGUUCCUCAUCUUGCUCCCCGGCCCGAUCGACGCCAGCACGGCCGAGAUCGCGAACAUUCCUUUCUAG